UAUUGUCACCCGUUGUGGCGCGUGUCUGAAUCGUGCGGCGCGCGAGGUCCAAAGUGCGUCAUAUUCGGCACUCUACUCAACCCUAACACAUAGCAAUGUUCGAUUAUAAAACGCACCGGCCUCACCAUCGUCAACCAUCAGUAAGUUCCAGCUUGCCUUGCAGUGCAGUUCUCGAAUCGUGAAGAAUCAACCCAACCCCAACACAACCACCAUGAACAAGUUCGUCAUCUUGGCUUUCUUCGCCCUGGCCGCCACCGCCCUGGCUGACUACCCGAAACCGGCCUACCACGCACCGGCCCCGGCUCAUCACGCUCCGGCUCACCAUGCCCCGGCCCCAGUGGUCCACACCUACCCGGUGCACGCUCCCCACGCCAAGUGCGGUGCCAACCUGCUGGUCGGAUGCGCCCCAAGCGUCGCCCACGUGCCAUGCGUCCCAGUGCACGGACACGGACACGGAUACGGACACGCCCCAGCUCCCCACUACCGUGCCCCGGAAUCGGACUCGUUCGACCAGUUCGAGGAAUAGGAUGUUCCCCCGAGUCGUCGCAGCAUUGCGGUGAUCCUUGAAGAAGACUGAAGCAACCCCGGCAGCAGCAACAGCAGCAGCAGCAGCAGCAGCAGAAGCGGAAAAUACUCGACCUGGCAUCUCACAGAUCAACCAUGAGAUAACGGAACACGUUCAGGAAAUU
This is a messenger RNA of Aedes albopictus (Asian tiger mosquito), 689 nucleotides long. RefSeq names its product vitelline membrane protein 15a-1 (gene Vm32E). Lineage: Eukaryota; Metazoa; Arthropoda; Insecta; Diptera; Culicidae. The coding region runs from base 212 to 526 and encodes 104 amino acids. The record is from RefSeq and is a predicted model, not a curated record. The transcript has a single exon.